ACGGCACAGCACCGGAGCCGCGCGGGGGCGCGUGCGCGAGGCCGCGCGCGCGGAACCCCGCCUCCCUGGAGUAGUUCAGGGACGCCGCGGACGCCGGCUGCCGCCCCGCGGUCGAGCUUCCCGGAGCUCUCCGGCGCCUGGCGCUUUCCGGCCUGCUCGGCGCGGUGAAGGAGCGGCCGCGGUCCCAGGAAAUAUUAGGAAGACGUGAUUUUCAAAGCCAAUUAUGAAAGCCUUUGUCAUCGGAAUUGGUGGUGUGACAAACGGCGGAAAGACGACGCUGGCAAAGAAUUUGCAGAAACGCCUCCCAAACUGCAGCGUCAUAUCUCAGGAUGACUUCUUUAAGCCAGAGUCUGAGAUAGAGAAAGAUAAAAAUGGAUUUCUGCAGUAUGAUGUACUGGAGGCACUUAACAUGGACAAGAUGAUGGCAGCCAUCUCCUCCUGGAUGGAGAAUCCAGGCCGCUCCCUGGAGCCCACAGCUGGCAGCAGUGCAGAGGAAAUGCCCAUUUUAAUCAUCGAAGGUUUCCUUCUGUUUAAUUAUAAGCCCCUCGAUGCUAUAUGGAAUAGAAGCUAUUUCCUGACCAUUCCAUAUGAAGAGUGCAAGAGGAGAAGGAGUACAAGGGUCUACGAGCCCCCGGACCCACCUGGGUACUUCGACGGGCACGUGUGGCCCAUGUACUUAAAGCACAGGCAAGAGAUGGACAGUGUCACCUGGGAGGUUGUGUACCUGGAUGGAACCAAAUCUGAGGAGGACCUCUUUUCAGAAGUCUAUGAAGAUCUUACCCAAAAACUAGCAAACCAGAGUCCAAGCACUGUUCUAGCAAAGUAGACAGUGAAGGGUAGACAGCCAAGAAAAUAGCUCAUCAGCUAGGCCAGAGCGGGACACCCAGGGCUGUAUUCAUUCACGCUUUGCUUUGAGGAUAAUUCAGAAGACUUGAUUGUUUUAUCAGGAUAUUUUUAAGGGUAAAAAUACUUAUCUUUUGUUCUCUCUCUCUCUCUCUCUCUCUCUCUCUCUCCACUUAAUGAUAUUCAUGCUAUUUUAAAAUUUUGGUACAUGGCCGACCCAGUGAGAGUGAUAUUACCCUACUGGGAGGGUGAAACUGAAAUACUGAUAAUUUUAAUAUUUAUUGAGCUCCCCUUUUCCUUUACUCCCUUAAAUAUUUUCUUUAAAGUUUAUAUUUUGCAGAUACCUCAGAAAUAAGCACAAGAUUUUAAAAAUGACUUCUGUUUCUUUAAAGUUAGACAGUUCUUUUUGUAAGAGUGAGGACAUCCUCCUAAAUCCAACUCAAGUUAAAAAAAUACAGAGGUGGCGGUGGCUCCGGGCCUGGCUGGAUUAAGGAACUCAGAUGGGUUCCUCCGUGCUCUGCAGCAUUCUGUCCAAGUUUACUUCGAAGGAAAGUUCUCUCCACCGAAAGACAGGAUAAUCCUCAUCGGCCCUGCAGCCCUGUGUGACAAAAUAGUUAACCCUUUUUUAGAUUCCCUGUGAAGGAAUGAAUGUCAGAUGGGCUGUGGAAGACAGGAAGGUUUAUAAGUCCUUCUCAUCACUUUUGUGUAAAAUUAUUUUGAAGAAUUUUCUUCUUUUUUUGUGGUAUAAAGGUUGAACUCUGGCCUUUCUUGCAUGCUGAGCAUAUGCUCUACCUCUGAGCUGUAAUCCUAGCCUUAAACAGUUCCUUAAGAAGUAAUUUUCCAUGGUAGCUCAGCUGAAAAGGCCCAGGGAGGACGUUGCUAGGUGCUGCUUGGGUUGCAGGACUUGCUAGACCAAGCCCUGUUGCCAGGACUUGGCAUACUGAAGUUGGUCUUCUCCGACUUAAGAUCCCAUUCUGUAAGUGAAUAUCCCACCUAAAACCUGAUUUUUAACUUUCCCAAAGGGAAAGCAAGGUAGGCAGUAGAAACAAAAGAAUAAGGAAAAAGCAUUUUGGAAGACAUAGCUGCUGGUGUAUUUACUACAUGAGUUACAGGGCUCAGUGGGCCAAAUGAAGUUCUUAGCGGACAGACCCAAGAAGAGACAAUGGCAUCACCCCAGAUUGAAGACUGCACAUGGUUCUGGUGGAAGCUGUUGCACUUAGCACACUUACUAUCAUCUCAGAAUAAUUAGGUUUCUUGUGUGUUCAGUAAAUUCCUCCCUGGCCCGGGACACUGAGCCCAGCAAGGCAGCCUGUUGACCACAAACUCUCCUGAUUAAAAAUCAGUUGUUCCUGUGGGCAUGAACUUCUUCAGAGAAAUGUUGGGACCAUUUUAAAAUGUCUUCUUGCAGUAGAAUCAAUAAUCCACAGCUGUGCCCCCACCCUUGUCAUUUGUUACUCUGAUGGAAGACUGGUCUCCUAUAAUGUACCUUGGGACCAAGUGAAGCUGAUACUCUGAGCUAAUAAGUCAUAAAUUACUGCCCCUGAGCUGAGCCCUUGUCUGAGAAUGAUCAGUGGCCCAGGGACAGCUUCCUGGUAUGUUUCUGCUGCUGACCUCCUGUGCUGUGUUCUAGGAAAUGGCUAGUGGUUGGUUCCAAUUCUCCUUUAAUGGCCAAGACACACACUGGGAUUUGCUUAAUCCCGUACCUAUGAAUAAAGAUGAAUGGAGCCUUGGUUAUGUAGCUCAGGUAACUGUACCCUGUUCCAUUCCAGACCCUGACUUUGCCAUAUAUCUGUUCCAAGACCCAGAACAGCUGGUAUGUCUCAGUGCUUCGAGCUCAUAAAGUGCAUUUCGGUGUAUGUGACUCACCUCUUACUUUGUUGGUGUCCAAAAGGCAGUUAAGAAAAUAUUUAAUGAUGCUGCUUAAAGGUAUCAGGUUUAUGUUUUAGAAUCUAGGUAAAAGAUAAAGACAGUAGAGAAAAAAAUAACAUGACACUACAAGAGAUGUAAAUCUGGAAGCCCAUCAGCUUUUCCUGCUUCUAAGAUUUAUGGUAGUUUCUCUGCUGCAUAAAUAAGUAUCGGUGCUAUUUAUAGUACCCCAGGACCUUUCCUAGUUCCACCAGCCACUGCAUGCAGACAGAGCGUAGGGAGUGGCUUUCGGUGUAAUCCGGUUUACCAGAAACAGCCCUUGUCUGCUGCAGUCACCAUUCAAGGUGACAUCCUUGGCUUGCAGGAAGGAUGGAAUGGAAGGUGGUUAUUGUUUGGGAGGAGAGUCCUCUCCGUAAGAGCAUCAGGAACCUGGCUCUCUGGUGUCCUCUCUUCUCUCCUUGGGACAGUCUGCAGCCCCCUAGGACCUGCUCCUGGCUCACUGGGUCUCAACCUUUUCAGAGCUAAAAACUAAGUUUGUCUGUUUCUGUCUUUUCUUCAACACUGCGUGUAGCAUGACCUGACGUCAGUAAGCAAGUGAUUGUAACGAUUGACUUUCUUUGUCUCGGUCGCUCUUCUCUACAGAUGUUUGCAGCUCUAUUUUUCCAAGAUUUCCUUUAUGUCAAAAGAACUUAGUUGUACCGAUUGUUGACACUCCCUCUCCUCUUCAGAGAGCUCCUCAGCUGCCGUUCUCUGCUGCUCAGCCAGAAGUCGCUGAAGUUCCUCUGUAGAUCAUCCCUGAGUAUUCUUCACCAGCUCCUCAGCACCACCACUGUCUGCCUGCAGGCCUGUGGACUCUGCUGCAGUACAGUGUCGUCAACCACAGGACAGCAAAGGCUCAGGCAUAGCCUUCAGAGUCUCUGUCCUGAUAGGCCACACUUUCUCCUGGCCAGAUCUCAGUGUCUUUAGAGAGACACUGGCCCAGGCUUUCUCAGUUAGCCUCACAAAGAAAGGAUGUUGUAAGAUUCCUUCCAGAGCUCUUUAAGGGUCAAAUCUGUAUCUGAGAUCACUUGGAAACACUUGGGAAGGGCUACUUGGUCUCUGGCUUCUUAAAGUCAGCUGUAACUGCUGGUCCUUAGGCUGUGGUAGAGGAGUUCUAUUAGGUGGGAGGAACAUAACUGAGAGCCACGGGAAUGUUUCAGCCAAUUCUGCAAAUCUCCUGGGUAAGCAGGAGCAUUGUCCAUGAUGAGGAGAGCUUGAGAGGUAAACCUUCGUCCUCUAGAUAUUUCUUAACAGUAGGAUAGAAAGCCUCCCUGAUCCACUUAAGCAAAAAUUCUCUUGUUACCCAAGCUUUUGCACUGGAUCUCCAUGCAACCUAUUCUUGGCACGUGGCAAUAAGGUUAGCCUUUCCUUUAGAGGCUUGUGGCCUACAUUUUCUUCUCUUCCUGGAUAAUAUGUUCUCCUGGGCAUUUUCUUUGAGAAAAGGCCAAUUUCAUCACAGUUGAGAACUUGAUGAAAGCAAAAGCCUUUUCUCUGUGUCUUCCUCUCAAAGUGGUGUGCAUAAUCUUCAACACCGCUUUUAUCAGCACUGGCUACUUAAAUUAUGUUUUAUGAGAUCCGCACUUAUGGCCCCAGCUUCUUUGCAAAUUACAGACUCAGAUAGGCUGUUGCCUGCCAUCUGCCUUUUGUUUAUCCACACUUACGGCUUUUCUACCUCAUCAAGCACUAUCGAUUGUGACUUACUAAUUUGAGUAACACCUUUGACAACACUGGCUUCCUUAUACAAAUCUUCUCUCAUAAGGUUGUCAAGAUGAUGAAUUUCACCAUGUUGCACAUAUUAAUGAGAUCAGUCACACAAACACUGCUCUCAUAUUUCCCCACAGUUUCCUUCUUUUUGAUUUUGAUUGCUUCCUUUACUUUCCUUCCUUCACUUCUUUUUGAGCUACUAUGGGAUAUUUAGAUAGCAUAAUUGUAGCAGUUAAAUAAAGCAUUAGCCAAAAUCAUGUCCACAAACAUGCAUGACUGGGCUCAGACAGACAGUUAGGUAAGCUUACAUAAACUUUUCUGGCAUCGCAGGUCUUUGCAUCUGAUAAGCAGCCAGCAUUUGGGUCAAUUAAACCUAAAAUAUCAGGUAUAACCCAAGUUACAUGCGAGGCUGGUCUUAACUUGAGGGUCCUCUAUAUGUGUGCAUGGAUAUACACAGAUCAGGUACUGUAAGACACUGACCUUCUAUAUUAUACACUGUGAUUUUUUUCUGUUUUUAAUUGUUUGAAUACUGAUCAUAACUGAUGGUUUAGAAAAUGCUGCUCCCUCCUGUCCCAUGGCAGUGCCCACCAUCUGCAUAUAGCAGCACUGCCACGUGGGUGAAACCUGUAGCUCACUACAGCACCUCGGGCAUUGGCGUGUUUUGCUGUGGGCUUUUCCCCUUGUGUCUCACACCAUUGUAUCUCUGUGCUGAAACUUUGAUAGGUAGAAGGUUUUCCUGUGUCUUACUGUGUUUUUGUCAAACUAAUCGUCUAACCACAGAAAUAAGCGGAUAACUUCAACCUUAUGUAACAAUGGGACUCUUUGCACUGACAGGAGAGCCACAUAGUGUGAUUUCUUCCUGCCUCUUUCAGUACUGGACCUGAAAUUAUGUACCACUUGUCCUUGUGUUUAUUGAUAAUAAGAAAUGCUAUCAUUGUCUUAAUACUUAUAAAAUAUUUUUUCAUUGACUUACUCAGUGAGCCUUCAUUAUUUCUUCAUCUCUAGCUCGCACUCAGUGAUGACUGGAGGGUUCUUUUGGGUCCCCCACACUGCAGGAGAAUACAGAAGGAUUUCUUGAUGGCAGCCACUCUUCCUGAAGAACACUGGAAUCUCAAUGUUGUUUUAAUUUGCAUCUCUCAAAUGACCAAUGAUGUUGAACUUUUUUUUUGUAUUUGCCAUUUCUUCUACUUUAUCUGAGAAGUACCUCUUAACUCAGAUGCCCAUUUUGGAUUGGAUCUUUAAAUUUGAGAAAAGUCUGAUCUUUUUCAGUUCUUUAUAUGUUCUAUAUCUUUAUCCUUUGAGGAACAACUGACUGAAAUUUUUUCCCACUCUGUUGGUUGUUUUUCCACUCUGUUGGUGAUUUCUUUUGCUGUGCAAAAGUAUUUAAUAAGGUUACAUCCCAGUUGAUGAUUCUUUGAAGUAGUUUCCAUGCUAUCAGAGUUUUAUUUAGGAAGUCUUUACCUACUCCCAUGUCUUCAAGAGUUCUGUCUCUUCUGUUUUCCAGCAGUUUGUGUCUGUUUUAAUAUUUAGAUUUUUGACCCAUUUCAAUGUUAGUUUAGUGUAUGGUGAAAGACAUGGGUCUAGUUUUAGUCUUCACCAUGCAGAAAGCCAGUUUUCUAGCUCUAUUAAAGAGGCUAUUUUCCUUCCAGUAAAUGUGUUUGCCCCUUUUGUUAAAGGUAAGGUGAUUGAGAGUGUUUGAAGUUGUUUCCACAUGUUCUUAUCUGUUCCACUGAUCCUCGGGUCUUCUUUUUUUCCCAGUACCAUGCAGUUUUUAUCACAACAGCUCUUUAGUAUAAUUUGAAGUCAGCAAUCGUGAUGCCCCCUGCCUUGCCUUUUUUCCCAGAAUUGCUUUUACUAUUCUAGGUAUCUUCUUAUUCCUCAAGAAAUUAACCAGUAAGGCCAGGGAUUUAGCUCAGUGGCACAAGCACCUGCCUGGCAAAUGCGAGAUCAUGAGUUUGAUUCCUGGUACUAAAAAAAAGAAAUAAACUAAAAAUGCUGACAGAGCUGUGGAGGGAAAGGAACCAUUUUCCACUGUCAAUGGGACAAGAACUGUAGAAGUCAGUGUGAAGAUUCUUCAAAAAACUAGGACUUGACAUGCCAUUCAACUCAGCUAUUCCCCUUCUUGGUAUCUUCCUGAAAGAAAAAUUUUACAUGCACACCUAUAAUCCCAGCACUCAGGAGGCUGAGGCAGGAGGAUUGCCAUGAGUUUGAGGCCAGGCUGGACUACAUAGUGAGUCCAGGCCACCUGAACUGCAUAGUGAGACCAUGUCUCUAAAUAAAUAAAUAAAUGCUACAUACUACAGUGAUAUAUGCACACCCAUGUUUAUAGCAGCACAGUCUGUAAUAAUUCUUGGAAACAACCCAAAUGCAAAUUAAUUGACACAUGAGUAAAAAAGUGUGUUUUUUUAUACAAUUGAGUACUCAGCCAUAUAGAAGGAUACACUUAAGACACAGCAAAUAGAUGCCCCUUGAGACCAUACUCCCAAGUAAAAUAAAUUGAACAGAUGUGUAAACAUCACAUCAUCUCUCCAGUGAGAAGCUGAAAGUGUAAAUAAGGACCAAAAUGUAUAGUAAAUAUCGUGAAAUAAACCAUUCAAAAGAAAAGGGGAACUAGAGAAGGGGAAAGGGAGGAAGGGAAAGGAAAACAAUGAGAAAAGAAAGAUAAAAUGGAGACAAAGCUUUGUAAAUGAGAAGAGCGGUUGAAGAGGGAGGGGAAUGGGAAAAAGUCAAGGAGGCGUCAAGAUAUAUUAUGUGAUCACGGUGUUUAUGCAAACUGUACCAAUGAGCUUAUUAAAGAAUUGAGAAUGAAAAUAAAAUCUAGGCUCAGAUUACAGUUCAUCCACUUCCUAGCUAAAUGACCAAGAAUCACUCUAAGGUCUUUAUUUUCUCAUUUUAAGGCGGGGCUGUAACAACAGUACUUUGUAUGCACAUUUAGUGUACUGCGAAUAAGCUCAGAAUCCUUAGGUCUGCUGUCCUGGCUUUCUCAGAUCCGUAUCUGUGCACCUCUCUACCCUCAUUUCUCAUCAGAGCCCGGCCAGGUGAUCCCCUCUCACUGCACGGAGGCUGGGAAGGGGGCACCACCUUAACAAGCUCACACUCUUCCAUUGCUUUGGGGUACCACUAAGGACCAAAAGCAAAUGUCUUUUGGAAAAGAAUAAAUAGGAGGGUAACUCAGAAGUACCUACCGCAGCAUUUCUUCUACAAACCCCUUGUGUCAAGGCUUGACAUGUUUUGUAUUAUUUUAGCAGGAGUGUUUUGCUGUUGGGGGUAAAAGUGUAACACGAUUAUUCACACUCUGUCUCUAAGAAUUUCUGAAACGCUUUCUUCUGCAAGAUGGAGGCAGAGCCUUGCUGAUGGAGAAUUGCUGUACUUGACUUUUCUUCCCAAUUCUGUAGGUAAAAUUAGGUCAGAGAAGGUUUAGGGGUAGGAGUAGGGAGUGGCCCUGCACAACAGGCAUUAAAUUUGCAAAACACUCAAGUAACUGAAAUAACUUUUUAUUUGUCGUUAUCAGUGAGAAAUAAAUUGGAACCUUGAAGUCAAGAAUCCCAGGUGAGGGGCUGGGGAUUUAGCUCAGUGGCAUAAGCACCUGCCUUGUAAGCAGGCGGUCGUGAGUUCGAUCCCUGGUACUGGUAAAAAUGAAAAAGACAAAAAAAAAAAAAAAAAAAAAGAAUCCCAGGUGCUUCCAUUUCCGUCUGCCCUUUCACAUUACUGGUGCUCUGUAUCAGGGCAAUUCAUGUGUGUAUGAAGGCACCCACUUAGGAAGACAGUGUUUGACAAGAAGCCAGUCUGCUCACUUCUUCACUUUCUGUGUAUAAGUAACCUCAGUCUGUUUAAGAUGAGUAUGCUAUGUGAAUUCUUCAUUAUUCAUUCCUGUGGGCUGGAGCUGGACUUAGUGGUGUUCUUCCAUAAUCUUAGCACUUGGGAAGCUGAGGCAGGAAGAUCACCAUAAGUUGUUUUUGUUUUUUUUUGUUUUUUUUUUUUUGUCUUUUUCGUUUUUACCUGUACCAGGGAUCGAACUCAUGACUGUCUGCUUGCAAGGCAGGCACUUAUGCCACUGAGCUAAAUACCCAGCCCCAAGAUCACCAUAAGUUUGAGGCCAGCCUGGCCUCCUUAGUGAGACCCCCAUAAAAAAAAAAAACUAAAAGCCAUGGGAGGUGGAGAUUUAAAAGCUGCAAACAAUUGUACUAAAGGCUGAGAUUUGAGCCUACAGUCAACCACGCUGAAUUUAAAUCCAUCAACUUAACUUUAAGGGUAAGCUUGGGAUGUGCACAGAAUCAUAAAAUACUGGAGCAGAAUCAUCUGCCCCAACACUGUCUGGGCUUGGGAGAUGAAACCAGAGCUGGUGACCUAUCCGGCUCCACACAGCUGCCAGUGGCAGGGCCAGGCCACGUUCUCAAUACCGUGUAAGCAUGGAUGUGGUUUUCAUUUUAGAGCAAAGAACAGCAGAAAAAUCGCCUGCUAGAACUCGCCAUGGCUCCCUCCCUUCCUUAAAGGGAGCAAAUCAAGGAGCCAAGAAAGCGGAGUGCUGUGUCAGGGAAAUGUGAAGCUUUCUGGUUUUGGAUUUCAGAGUGCACUCAGGCAGGCAGGCAGCCAGCUCUGGAGGUCACUGUGGACCGAGGAGCAGUGUGAGCUCCUGGAGCCUCGUGCCGCUGGCUGUGCUGACCCUGGGUUUGUGGCUCUAGCUGUUCAUACCAUCAGUGGUGGGGAGCUAAGGAAAAGUAAGGUCAUAGAAAAGGCCAAAGAGGCAUUACUCUGUUGUGUGCACACAUGGAAAUAAAACUGCAGUAACAGCUUUGGAGCCAGUCAGGGUGGUGUGACAUGGAGAUGAGAGAACCUCAGAACCGAAUAGCCUACCAAAGGGUGUGUAUCUAGUGCUCAGGAGUCUGGAAACGAGCUGUUGAUGCAGUACAGACAUGCUAUGUUUCAUAUCCGGGUGCUCAAGAAGUUAGCAUUCUUAUUCAAGAUUAAAAUGAGACUAAAAUUCAUAUGAAGAGGAAAUCUGUCUUGACUCUUCCCUCAAAACUUGCACAAGGAAGUUCUCUGUGUUCAUAAUAGAGGUCCCAGGAUCUCAGUACCAGUCUUUAGAGCCCUGUUCAACCCUGGAUUGCUGAUGAGUUUCUGAUCUGCAGAAGGGUCUUAGAAUUGGCGUUUCUUUUUUUUUUUUUUUUUUUUUUGUCUUUUUCCUUUUUUAUUGGUACCAGGGAUUGAACUCACGACUGCCUGCUUGCAAGGCAGGCGCUUAUGCCGCUGAGCUAAAUCUCCAGCCCCAGAAUUGGCGUUUCUAACAUGCAUUAACAGUUCUGAGUAAUACAGGUCACUUGAGGGCCAUGCUUUAGGAAAUUAUUGCUCUACUGUGGACAGAACAGCUUGCAAGCCUAGAGGAAUCCAUACUGGGAUGUUGGGUGGACACUGAAAGCCAGAAGUCACCUGUGUUCAUCCCUGGAGACAACAAGAGUCACUCUUGUGCUGGUUAUUGACUGGACUGGCUUGGAGUUCAAAUUCUCUCGUCUGGCCUCAUUGGUGGAAAUGAACCUGGGCCCUGUAAAUACUUCUCCCAGUAGUCUGGUGUCCAGCUUGGUCUGUGUGGGGCUCUGGAAGGACAUGGCUGGACGGAAGGCUUCAUGUGAGAUUCUUGUGUUCUCGCCAAGCGCCACAGCAAGGAUGGCUUCAGAUUUCCACACCCCACGCACCUGGCAGGCAGUAGCCCAUUGGGACCAGAGCUGUAGGGAAAGGCCCCAAGCAUGCUCCUCUGUCAUCCAGGGACCAGGCAGGGCCUGCUCCUGCAAAGCCUGGCUCCCCCUGCUGCAGGGAGGCCGGAGGGUCCUCGGUGAGCUGGCCUGGGCUCCAGCUCCUCUUCUGUCCUCUGUAGUACCCGCUUUACGUCUUACCAAUCCUUUGUUUAUUGUGUAUUUAUAUAAUAAAGAUAAUAUUAAACCAUC
Messenger RNA from Cavia porcellus (domestic guinea pig), 10391 nucleotides. RefSeq names its product nicotinamide riboside kinase 1 (gene Nmrk1). The transcript is spliced from 8 exons. Gene Ontology annotation, molecular function: ribosylnicotinamide kinase activity. The record is from RefSeq and is a predicted model, not a curated record. Gene Ontology annotation, cellular component: cytoplasm. NCBI's taxonomy places the organism in Eukaryota, Metazoa, Chordata, Mammalia, Rodentia, Caviidae. Bases 224 to 826 code for a protein of 200 amino acids.